Mesorhabditis belari is the source of this 2595-nucleotide messenger RNA. The record is from the annotation of a GenBank genome assembly. NCBI's taxonomy places the organism in Eukaryota, Metazoa, Nematoda, Chromadorea, Rhabditida, Rhabditidae.
AUGGCAAAAUACAAAAAAGGAAAGGAUGCAAAAAACGCUGAGACUGUAGUGGAUGAUGAAGAGGAAGAAGAUGGACCGCCGAUUGCGAGAAAGAUCUGUGAUACAACGAAAGAGAUCGAUCAACCGAUUCACUAUUCGCAUUUCUCUCUCUCCGGGAAACCAUUCUCAGCGAUGAACAAAGAAUUCAUUCCCACAUACAUCGAGGAUCCAAAAGAAUAUUUUGACGAGUUCGGUUUUCGAUCGAUCGAUGAAAGUCCAUUUCGGGACAAUUCACCCAUUGAAGAUUCAUCGGAAAAAAUGAAAUGGAUAGCUCACCUCGAAUUCGCUCAUAAUGAAAGUCAAGAGUUGAAAUGGUCAAAAAUCAAUGUGGAGAAGAUAAAAGGAGAGAAGAUGGAGGCUAUGAUAAAGCAUUCUGGAAUCCCGCACUCGAUGCGACCAUUUCUCUGGCCAAGGCUGAUCGGAGCUUAUGAAAAGGAGAAAGCUGCUGGUUACUCCUACUUGGAUGUCCUUCGACAAUCCGCCAAAGACAAUCCAACAGUCGGUGUACAAAUCGAGCGAGAUCUCUUGAGAACACUGCCCAAUAAUAUCUGUUUCUGGAAAAAGAACAGUCCUGGAAUUGAUGCUUUGAGAAGAUUGCUCAAAUCGAUUGCUUACAUUUACCCAGAUUUGGGUUAUUGCCAAGGAAUGGGCGUCGUUGUGGCCAAUCUUUUGCUUUAUUGCUCCGAGGAAACGACUUUUUGGAUGAUGGCCGCGUUGAUUGAGGAGAUUUUACCCCCGAAUUACUACAGCCAAUCUUUACUGGGAUUACAGGCAGACGAACGAGUGACUCGACAUUUGAUGAAAACUCAUGUUCCCGAUUUACACAAGGCAUUAGAGGACUACGAUGUUGAAAUUUCGCUGGUAACUGUUAACUGGCUGCUGACUCUUUUCGCAUCGGUGCUUAAAACGCGAAUUUUGCUACGCGUUUGGGAUCUCAUUUUCUACACGGGUGGCGUCACAAUUUUUCGGACAAUCAUUUCUGCACUAAAAAUGAGAGAGGAUGAGAUUGUCGAGUUGGCGAAUUCCACAAAGUCUUCAGCUGAUAUUUUCAAUGCGAUAAGUCAACUGCCAUCAAAGAUUGACAAUUUGGAUAGCCUUUUGGAAUAUAUGAGCUCGUUUGAAUAUACGAUAACCGAGCAUUUGGUGGCUGAGUUGAGAAAGAAACAUCAGGCAAUAAUCAUGGCCGACUCUGGAAUGAUCGUCAACACGAACACUGACACGAAUCUCCCGAAGCAAAAGAUGCAAAGAAGAAAAUUGACUCGAUCAAAGAGCAUUAUCUCGCAGAUUUUCAACUCGAAAGAGAAAGGAGAGGAUCCAAAAACGAAAAACAUUCGUCAAACGGAGAUCCUCAUUGAUUUGAAGGAGUCUAUUCUGCAGAUUUGUCGUUACUUUAUGCAAUGUGACGAGAAUAUGGAGCUAAAUAUCACGACACAGGCUGAUUACACGCCUGAGUCUCAUACGCACGAUUUGGAACGAUUUCAUGCGGAUGUGCGGAAAGGGAGAAAAAGAGCUCGUGCUUUGCUUGACUUUGCACGACAAGACGAGGAUGAAUUGGGCUUUCGAAAAAACGACAUCAUCACGAUAAUUUGCGAGAAAAAUGAGGAUUGCUGGGUGGGCGAAGUGAACGGACUUCGUGGAUGGUUUCCAGCGAAAUUUGUUGAGAUUGUUGACGAAGGCAAUAAGAAUUAUACAGUUUACGGGGAUGAAGUGAUUUCUCCGGAAAUCACCGAAUAUAUUCGAGGAAGACUGGCGAACGCUUUUCGGCAGGUGAUGGAGCACGGAAUUCGAGAAAAUAACCUCUAUCCAACUACUCCAUUUCAUCCUUGGUCGUUCAUAGAAGACAUUGCCUACUAUUCAGUUCAAAAGCAUUACAAUGCAGUGUACUCUCGUUUGACGCUUUGUAGCACUUUUCGACUGGAUCAAGAUGGAAAACUUUUAUCUCCCGAAGAACUACUAUUUCGAUCGGUUCAAGAGGUUAAUGACACUCAUAAUGCUGUAAAUGCUCAUCAAGAUGUAAAGCUUCGAUCAUUACUCGUUAUGGGAGUGAACGAACAAUGUCUACAUCUUUGGUUUGAACUCCUUUGUGGUAGUGUGAAACAGGAGGAAAUUCGAAAGAAGUUUUAUCACUCUUGGGCUUUCAUUAGGACACCGGCUUGGAGACAAAUCAAAUGCGAUUUACGACUUUUAUCCCAAUUCGCUUUCAAAUUAUCGCCAUUGUUCGAGAUUGAUGGCUUUGAGACGAAAAAGAAAAAGACUGGAGCCGGUGUUUUGAGCAGUACGAAGAAAAAGAUCAUGAACUCUGUCACAUCACCAAGCGAGAAAAAAGUGUUUGGCGAGGAACCGUUAAGGGAAGGAGUUUUUGGUGAAAAUUGUGUGGAGAACAGUCACCGACCGCUGCUGAAAGCCUAUCGAGAAUGGGUGGGUGAAUUUCAAAAAUAUGGCUGGCAUCCGUACUACGUUCACGGAAACGCUCUCAACUAUGCGAAAGCGCAAACGGGAAUCACACCACCGGAAUGCUUUCAAUUGUCCAAUGUUGAUGGAAAUGAAGUGUCAGAA